AAGAAAAAUGGAAAAAGUGCAAGCAGAGAAGAUCUUGGGAAUUUUAUAUUGUUUAUCAGUUAUGUCAUCUUUAAUCUCUGUAAUAUCUUUGGUGAUCACUUGGCAAUAUUGGGCUUGGACUCUCGAUGUUUGCAUUAAUAUUAACUGUAGCUGCAUCCUCUAUGGAAUCAACACCUUCAGUACCUUUAUGGGGGGUGGCGUGAAUCUCUGCCACUUUGGUGCUUUUGGACUGAUUCCGAUAAUACUAAUCGGCCUCUGUCUUGCUAUUUAUCAUGGUUAUCAUAGCUAUAUAAGUCGGAAUUUUGAGGAGCGAAGAUCCUUACCAUCCAUAAAAAAUUAUCAAACUAGAAACAGUUUGGAGGGACGAAUUAUGGUAGAUGGUCCGACGCCAAGAGGGCCUUGCAAGCACUGGAUGAUUGUUGCGUUCGUAAACGUUCUUAUUUGUUGUCUUUCUCUCGCACACGCUGUUGUACUCACUGAUGGCUACUACAAAACUUGCAACCAAUACCGUAGGAAUUUGGUUCGGCUGCUAGGAUCCAGGGGACAAGAACUACAGGCAAUUCACAAUAGAUUGGCAUGCAGUGCUAUUCUGGAUUUUAUGGAUUACAUUCAGCCAGAUGCCAAUAACUGGCGCCGUGGUGACCAAAUCAAUACAGCUGUGGCUCUUCAGUUGUCAAUUUUUAUGUCUUGGAUAAACUUCUUUUCUUGGUUUUUUAUUUUUUUUGUGAAUAUUAAUAUAUCAAGACAAUGAUUGAAGAGCUUGAAGGAAAAGAUGUGUUAUAAUUAAUUAUACUAACAAUUGUAAUCGUUCACUAUUUAACAUACUUU
Messenger RNA from Ceratosolen solmsi marchali, 828 nucleotides. RefSeq lists its product as uncharacterized. The record is from RefSeq and is a predicted model, not a curated record. The coding region runs from base 8 to 751 and encodes 247 amino acids. Lineage: Eukaryota; Metazoa; Arthropoda; Insecta; Hymenoptera; Agaonidae. The transcript is spliced from 3 exons.